This is a messenger RNA of Vanrija pseudolonga, 987 nucleotides long. RefSeq lists its product as uncharacterized. The record is from RefSeq and is a predicted model, not a curated record. Bases 1 to 987 code for a protein of 328 amino acids. NCBI's taxonomy places the organism in Eukaryota, Fungi, Basidiomycota, Tremellomycetes, Trichosporonales, Trichosporonaceae. The transcript is spliced from 4 exons.
AUGACCAUCAUCCCGGAGGCCCCCGUUGUCAGCAUCAAUGGCACCGCGAACGACGGUAUUGACUCUGUCACCCGUGCCACCAUUCAGGCCAAGAUCAUUGCUGCCGGGCACGAAUCUCUCGUUGCUUCUCGCUUGGCCAAGAAGGCUGCCAACACGGCCCGUAAGAACAUGAUCAAGGAGGAUGCUGCGAACGCGUCCCUCUUCAACCACGAGAGCUCGGGCAUUACACACGGGGACAACGAGUGGAACGGCAACACACCCCAGGAGCUGGCCUUUGCUCAGCUUGCCAACAACCACCCUGGCAUCUGCGCCAACGUCAAGGAGGCCUUCUGCUCCCACCUGCAUGCUGUCCAGGCGGCUGCCGCUAUCACCCACCGCAACCUGAAGAAGACGGGCAUUGACAUCUUCGAGCUUGAGCGUCAGGCGGCCGCCCCCGGCGCUGUUAUCAGUGCUGACGUCAUGGCGACCAUCGACAAGGCCUUCUGGAGCGGGUUCAUGGAGUACCGUGGCAAGUUCAAGGAUGCUGGUGGCAUUCGCUCCCGCCGCCUCCGCCUCUCCGAGUACUACCUGUCGACGCUCGAGUUCAUCUGGCCCAUCCUCUACCCCCGCGAGAUGAUGGCAAUUGACAAGAAGAAGAAGAUUCCGCAGAAGGUACUCAAGAUCAAGAUGGCCGUCUUUAACACAAAGGGAGCACCCUGGUACCGCAGGACCGAUGUUGAAAUCGAGGUCGUGGGAGUGCCGCCCCCUUGGAAGCAGGGCAUGCGUUGCGACGUGAGCCUCCGCCACCACCUUUGCAACCUUCUCAUGGAGCACAUGAAGUACCGCUCCCAGCCGGCCGCGCAGCCCGCCAAGCAGUCCAUAGAGCAGUCAGACGCGCAGUCGGACGAGCACUCGGACGAGCACUCGGUCAAUCCCUCGGGGGAGCACUCGGCCAAUGCUCUCGGCCUCUACAUCAGCGAUGCGGCCGCCGACGUGGCCGGCGGCUAA